Molecule: messenger RNA, 1362 nt
Organism: Capsaspora owczarzaki ATCC 30864
Lineage: Eukaryota; Filasterea; Ministeriida; Capsasporidae
Product: Ogfod2 protein
Exons: 7
Coding region: 41-1243 (400 amino acids)
Molecular function (GO): L-ascorbic acid binding; iron ion binding; oxidoreductase activity, acting on paired donors, with incorporation or reduction of molecular oxygen
Source: RefSeq, a predicted model, not a curated record
UCUCAGUUUUUUCGUUUUGUUGUUUCAUCAUCAAGCCGAGAUGCCGGAAGCACUUGGCGACACCUGCGCUGCCACCGCCACCGCCACCGCCGAGUCUGUCGAUCGCAAAGCAGCACGCGUCACUUUGCGCUCGAUGGAAGGGCUGGACGUGUCGCUGGGCAUCCACUGGGUCACACGUGAGCGCGUCGAGCGGCUGUUUGUGAUGCAACAACACGCCACGCUGCUCAACACUGAGACACUCGAGAUUGUGCCGUUGGACGAAAAUGCACCAGCCAAGCUCAAAGCUCGUCAAUGCUACAUGGUCGUUGCUGAAGCGGAUACAAUCCUGACAGACGAGGAGCGCAACGCCAGUGACAACGAUGAGGAGGACUCGAAACCUGUGGAGCGUCGGGCUAUUGAUCCGGCCAAAAUCAACACCAUGCAGAUCGAAAAGUUGGCCAUGAUUACCGAGCUGUACAAACCACUGCAUUCUGAACUCUAUGAUCUCAACGACCCGGCCUCAAUGUUGGAACCAGUGUUUCUUGAAGCGGUCGAAAGCAUCCAAGCUCAGACUGAAAGCGGCGUUGCGGCGGAAAUCAGCAGUCUUCCGGCCUCGUUCUUGACUUGCUUAUCUGAAGCGACCCGGCUCUACCAGUUUGCAAUGCUGCGACGCGAGUGGUGCCUAAAACUGGUGGAAGAACUGCAACAUUUCGAGAAAUCGGGCAUGCCCCUUGCUCGGCCAAAUAGCAUGAACAACUAUGGCACCAUUCUCAACGAUAUCGGAUUUCUUCCCAUGUUGAAUGAGCUUCUUGCGUAUCAUCUCAACCCACUGUGCAAGCUUCUUUAUCCCGCCUGGGACGAGGGUGGUGGUUUGGAUCAUCACCACACGUUUGUGGUUCAAUACCGCAUGGCAGAGGACCGCGAGCUCAAAUUUCACUUUGACGACGCAGAGGUCACGCUGAAUGUGUGCUUGGGCACUGAAUUCACAGGCGGAGCCCUCUACUUUGGAGGUCUGUUUGAUGCGCCUGAGACGCACGAUGAAAGCCUGGCUGUUCAACACCAACUAGGUCGCGCCACUCUGCACUUGGGCAAGCAUCGCCACGCAGCGAAACCCAUCACCUCGGGCGAACGCUAUAACAUGAUUAUGUGGAUGCGUAACUUUUGCAAACGAUACCACACUCAUUCGGAAGCAGAACGAGACGAAGACCAGCACCACCACGGACACAGCCACGAGCAUGGACAUGGGCAUGGUCACUCUCAUUAAUUUGGAUCCGAGCGAUCGCUUAAACCUUCAAAAUGAUGAAAAGUUUUGGGAUUGUUUAUACUUUUUUUUUUUUGUACACCAACAAACAACAAUAUGCUAACAUUACAUCCAUCAGCCAA